This is a messenger RNA of Monopterus albus (swamp eel), 627 nucleotides long. RefSeq names its product arylalkylamine N-acetyltransferase 2 (gene aanat2). Gene Ontology annotation, biological process: circadian rhythm; response to light stimulus. The record is from RefSeq and is a predicted model, not a curated record. Gene Ontology annotation, cellular component: cytoplasm. The coding region runs from base 1 to 627 and encodes 208 amino acids. Gene Ontology annotation, molecular function: aralkylamine N-acetyltransferase activity. The transcript has 3 exons. Lineage: Eukaryota; Metazoa; Chordata; Actinopteri; Synbranchiformes; Synbranchidae.
AUGACGCAGCAGGUCAGCAGCUCAUCAUUCCUCAAGCCCUUCUUUCUGAAGACGCCUGUCAGAGUGGUCCGUCCUCCGCCGCAGAGACGACACACACUUCCCGCCAGUGAGUUCAGGAACCUUACGCCACUGGAUGCCAUCAGUGUGUUUGAGAUUGAGAGGGAAGCAUUCGUCUCCGUGUCUGGAGAGUGUCCACUUACCCUGGACGAGGUGCUUAACUUCCUGGGUCAGUGUCCUGAGCUGUCAAUGGGUUGGUUUGAGGAGGGGCAGCUCGUAGCUUUCAUCAUCGGCUCUGGCUGGGAUAAGGAGAGGCUUUCACAGGAGGCCAUGACUCAGCAUGUCCCAGACACUCCCACUGUGCACAUCCAUGUGCUGUCAGUGCACCAUCACUGUCGCCAGCAAGGCAAGGGCUCCGUCCUCUUGUGGCGCUAUCUGCAGUACCUGCGCUGUAUGCCAGGCAUCCGCCGAGCUCUGUUGAUUUGUGAAGACUUCCUGGUGCCCUUCUACCUUAAGGCUGACUUCAAGGAGAAAGGGCCAUCAGCCAUCACUGUGUCCAACAUGCACUUCCAAGAGAUGGAGUACAUGCUCUGUGGGCAGGCGUACGCAAGGAGGAACAGUGGCUGCUAG